GGCGACUUACAGUCGAGAGCCGGACUUGAACCUGAUUGGAGCCAGUGAGAACCGUCGCGUCGAGAGCUCAGUGCAGACAGACUCUUCUCCGAGGACAUACCGCCAACAUACUUUCACCGAUAAUGAUGCUGAGGGAAACGAUUCUUGUUUUCGCGGUUCUAAUUGCGUUGGCUACCGCCACGCAAGUCAACGUGUGCGGCAGUGGAGAGAAAUUUGCGGAUUCCAAUCAGGUUCAGAUAACCGGCUGCGACACGCCGCCGUGCAAGCUGAAACGCAGGUCGAAAGCUUCGGUCGAGCAGAAAUUUACGCCUGAUCAAGAUGUUCAGACCCUGACGAACUCUGUGCACGCGGCCGUUUUGUCCGUACCGUUGCCGUUUAUCGGCGUAGACGGGACAAGCGCAUGCGAGAACAUUUUCAACGUGGACGGUACACCAGCUGGAUGCUCGCUGCAGAAAGGCGUCGAAUACAUCUACAAACGGGAAUUUCCGAUCUUGCAGAUCUAUCCUACGAUUUCCAUGGUUAUACACUAUGCGUUAGUGGACGGGAGUCACACGGUCGCUUGCUUCGAGGUCCCUGCGAAGAUCACAAAUUAAGAGGUGUUUGUCGUUCACCCUGGGAUAACUACCUGCGUGGAUCCCGAAAGCCACGAAGCUGCACCUCUGCGACUGAAACGUCUGUACAAUAAGGGGGACAAUGUGAAAGGGAGAGUGUUCGCGUUGAAUCGUAAAAACCGAUAUUAAUUGGAAUAGAGCCGCUUUCACGUUGUCCGGUUUACCGAGCUUAAUCAGUAUGUAGUAUGAACAUGUUAUUAUAACUUUAAUAAAAUUUUUGUAUUAUU
Molecule: messenger RNA, 838 nt
Organism: Dufourea novaeangliae
Lineage: Eukaryota; Metazoa; Arthropoda; Insecta; Hymenoptera; Halictidae
Gene: Npc2b
Product: ecdysteroid-regulated 16 kDa protein
Exons: 3
Coding region: 123-593 (156 amino acids)
Biological process (GO): intracellular cholesterol transport
Molecular function (GO): sterol binding
Source: RefSeq, a predicted model, not a curated record